Rhineura floridana is the source of this 7381-nucleotide messenger RNA. It is a transcript of the gene KCP, whose product is annotated as kielin cysteine rich BMP regulator. NCBI's taxonomy places the organism in Eukaryota, Metazoa, Chordata, Lepidosauria, Squamata, Rhineuridae. The transcript is spliced from 50 exons. The record is from RefSeq and is a predicted model, not a curated record. Gene Ontology annotation, molecular function: protein binding. The coding region runs from base 204 to 7049 and encodes 2281 amino acids.
AGCAGGCGGGCUCGCCUAGGCGGACGGCGCCCAUUCCCCAGCAACGCGCCAGGCAGACCCUUCCCACGCAGCCCACCGCCGCCUGGCUGGGCUCUGCUCCCGCCCGCCCGUGGCUGCUUCUGCCGCGUCCGGCCCCCCCUCCGGCUGCUCGACGCCCGACGGCCCGGCGCCUUGCCCCCCCAUGCAUCUGGGGCGCAGGAGCCAUGCCGGGGUGCUGGCAGCUCUACGUGGUCCAGUGGGCGGCGCUGGCCCUCCAGGGCGCUUGGCAGAACCCCCCGCGGGCCGCCCGCCCCGAGCCGCCGGCCCGCGCCUACGGGGAGAACGUCAUUGACCUGUUGGAGGCGCUCAACAUCACCCGCUCAGUCAUGGGGGUCACCAAGGCCAAGGGCCCCAAUCCUGGAGUGCCAGCCUGGAAGUUCCGCCAGCGGGUGCCCCACCUGACCCUCCCCUGGGAUUACUCUGUCUACUUGCUGUCCACGGUGCAGGGCGCCCUUGGCUUCCACUUUGUAGCCCGCCAGAGCCCAGCCUCGGAAGCGACUUUCAUCUCCCUGGUGUCGCCAGCGGCCACCAAGCGGGACGGGCGGCCGCUCUUGCGGCUGGUGUCCAGCACCCAGGCGGGCCGGCUGCGACUGGAGUACCGGGCAGUGCACAACUUGGAGCCGGCCUCCUUGGUCUUUCCUGGAAGCAACCCCUUUGCCCACGGCCACUGGGUACGGCUGGCACUCAACCUGGAGCCCCAGCGCAUCUCCCUCUUUGUGGACUGCCAGGAGCCCGUCGUCUCUGAGAAUGGCAGCGGGGAGGAGAUCUUGACCCUCAGCCUUCCCCUAGACCUGCAAAUCACCUUUGCCAGUUUACCCGGAGAGAAGACCAGCAAAUUCCUGGGCUACUGGCAGACAGCAGAGAUCUCACCCAAUGGUUUCCCACACCGCCCCUGGCACUGUGAGAACCUGCCGGAGCCGGAACUGCUACCGUUGCCCUACGCCAUGUCCGAGGAGCGCUAUGUAGACCUACCGGAGGAGCAUCCCCCGGAGCCACCGGCCCUGACUGACAUCCGCCACUACCAGCGAGAGCCCAGCGAGUCUGAUUUCCCACCGCCGGGAAGAGCGCGGUCCAGCGUGGCCAGCACAGAAGAGAGGAUACGGCGACUGGAGGAGCUGGUGGAUGGACUUGGCACCAUGUUGGACAUGGUGAAAGAGCAGAAUUCUGACCUGCUGGGCCGGGUGAAGUCCCUGGAGGACUGUGAGUGCCGGCGACUGACAUGCUUUUGGGAAGGGCGGCGCUAUGAGGAUGGUGCCUCCUGGGGGAAAGACCUGUGUACUACCUGCACGUGUGUCCAAGGCAAAGCGGAGUGUUCAUUGCAACAUGACUGGCCACGCUGCCUGGGCUGUGCCGAUGGGAGAAAGGAAGGGGAGAGCUGGAAUCCUGAGCUGUGUCAGACUUGUCGAUGCGAGGCGGGCACCGUGCGAUGCCAAGUGGCUGACUGCCCAGAGCUGUCAUGCCAGGAGCGUUACACACCACCCGGGGAGUGCUGUCCUGUUUGCCGUCCAGGUUGUGAGUACGAAGGACAGCGAUACCACGAAGGGGAUGUUUUCGUGGCCUCAUCUAACCCCUGCCUGAAUUGCUCGUGCCUGAGAAGCCUGGUCCGUUGCCACCCCAUCCAGUGCCCACCAAGCCGCUGUGCCACGCCCAUCCCCCAGCCUGGCCAGUGUUGCUCCGUCUGCCCAGCGUGUGAGCUGGAUGGGCACCUUCUUGAUCCUGGGAAGAAGGCCACCUCCGCUGAUGGGUGUCGCAACUGCUCCUGUUCUGAAGGGGAGCUGGUCUGCAUCCCUGCCCAGCUGUGCCCCACAUCUUGUACCCACGGACUGCCGCCUGCGGCUGGCUCCUGCUGUCCAGAUUGCACCCACUGCCUUUUCCACGGGCAGCUGAUUCCCAACAGCGGAGAGAUCACAGGCAACGACAUUUGUGAACGCUGUGCCUGUAAGGAUGGGAACAUUCUGUGCUCUCAAAUCACCUGCCUGAAGCUGGACUGCGCCACAACAGAGGAAAUCCCCGGACAGUGUUGCCCCCGCUGCCAGGGCUGCAUUGACGGAACCACCCGACAUGAGCACAGUGAGGAGUGGACGCCUCUCUCGGACCCAUGCCUGAAGUGCAAAUGUCUGGAAGGCAGCGCCCUCUGCAAAAGGAGGCAGUGUGCCAGCCUCUGCCGCCACCCAGCCCGGCCUCGCCCGGGCACCUGCUGCCCUGUCUGUGAUGGUUGCCUGUCGGAAGGGCGAGAGUACCACAGCGGAGAUACGGUGCCAAGCGGGGACCCCUGCAAGCGCUGCACCUGCACGGCUGGGGAGGUGACAUGUGAACGAGCAAAAUGCCCUGCAGCCCCCUGCAGCCACCCAGGCAAACUCCUGGGGCAGUGCUGCCCAUCCUGUGACGCGUGUGAAUUUGAAGGGCACCUUUACCAGAACGGAGAGUCCUUUAGACCUGCUGGGGGCAGCCCCUGCCUGGCGUGCACAUGCUCAGAUGGGCAUGUCCGGUGCCAGGAGGAGGUGUGCCCGCCCAUGCCAUGCUCCCAGCCUGUUCGAGACCCAGAGCACUGCUGCCCACUCUGCAAAGUGUGUGUCCUUGACAGCGUGGAGUUUGAAGAUGGCACUGAAUGGGAAAUGGAAAGGGACCCCUGCAGCACCUGCAUCUGCCUCCAGGGGGAGCCGGUGUGCAGUGCCACUCAGUGCCCCCCACUUCCCUGCCAGCAUCCAGCACAGCUGCAAGGGUCCUGUUGCCCGGCGUGCCAGAGCUGCUCCUACAACCAGCGGCUCUACAGUAACGGGCAAGAGUUUGUUGACCCAGGCAAUCCCUGCCAGAGUUGCCAGUGCAUGGAUGGCACGGUGCACUGCUCCCCUGCUGUCUGCCCACCACUGACUUGCCCCCGUCCAGAGAGGCAGCCUGGAUUCUGCUGUCCAAAGUGUCCCGACUGCAUUCACGAGAACCGCAUUGUCCCAGAUGGAGAGGAAUGGUCCAACUCGCUGAAUCCCUGCCAAGCUUGCGUGUGCACUGCUGGGGAGCUGCGCUGCACUGACCGGCAGUGCCCAGGGGCCCUCUGUGCCUACCCCUUACCUGGCUCCUGCUGCCAGAACAACUGCAAUGGCUGCAACUACGCUGGGAAGGAGUAUCCCAAUGGAGCCGAGUUCUCCCACCCCACAGACAAAUGCCGCCAGUGCCAUUGCAUCAAUGGCAAUGUGCAGUGCCUCUCUCGCCGCUGCCCACCCCUGCUUUGCUCUGAGCCAUUCUUGAUGCCCGGAGAAUGCUGCCCCCGGUGUCCAGCCCCCCCAGCUGGUUGUUUUUAUCUGGGCAUCUCCUAUCAGCACAUGGAGCGGUUCUACGACCCGUCAGACAAGUGCCGGGACUGCAUCUGCAGCAACGGGACCAUCACCUGCCAACGCCAGCCCUGCGCACCGGUCCAGUGCUCCCACCCGCUGCAACAAGAUUGCUGCCGCUCGUGCGACGGUUGCCUUUACCAUGCAAGGGAGCUCCCCAACGGAGAGCAGUUUGCAGAUCCCAAGGACCCCUGCAGUGUCUGUUCCUGCUGGGAGGGGACCGUCACCUGUAAGCCAAAGGCCUGCCCCCCACUGGACUGCCCCUUUCCUGUCUCUCGACCUUGCUGCAAGGUCUGUGAAGGUUGCAGCUAUCUCUCCGAGCACUACCUGAAUGGCCAAGAAUUCCAGGACCCCCAGGACCCCUGUGGCCUCUGCACCUGCCUUGACGGAUUUGUCACCUGCGCCAAAAAGCCUUGUUACCAAGCGAGCUGCAGCCAUCCUGUCCAGGCGCCUGGGCAGUGCUGCCCCCUCUGCCAUGGGUGCUCCUAUAACGGCAUCACCGUUGGCAAUGGACAGAGCUUCGCCGACCCCGGGGACUCUCUCUGCUCCCAGUGCACCUGCCGGGCUGGUUCGGUUCAGUGCCUGAAGAAGCUCUGUGCUCCAGCCCCCUGUGCCUAUCCUGUGCCUGGUCCAUGCGCUUGCCCACUGUGCCAAGGCUGCAGUUUCCAGGGACGCGGAUACGGGGAUGGAGAGACCUUCCCUGCCCCCAGCAAGCCUUGUGAGGAGUGCCGCUGCCUGAGAGGGGACGUCUCCUGCGGACCCCGCCAGUGCCCCGCACCCCACUGCUCUCACCCGUCCCAUGACCCAUGCGGCUGCCCCACAUGUGACGCCUGCAGCUUCCAGGGGCGAGACUGUCAGGAUGGCGAGUGCUUUCCUGAUCCCGGGGACGACUGCAACCAGUGCAAGUGUCUGGGUGGCACUGUGACAUGCGUGCCCACUACGUGCCCCGCCACCUCCUGCCAGAACCCCGUCAUCCUGCCUGGGCAAUGCUGCCCAAAGUGUACGGGCGCCUGCCGCUACCAUGGUCGGCUCUACAGGAGCGGAGAGGCCUUCGGUUCGCCACAGGACGCUUGCCACACCUGUGCUUGCCUGAAUGAAGUGGUGACUUGCCAGCCAAAGCCUUGCCAAGCCCAAUGCAGCCACCCUCUGCCCCCAACCGCUCCCGCCUGCUGCCCGACCUGUGACGGCUGCCUCUAUGAGGGCCAGAAGCUUGCCAACCAGGAGGCCUUCACCCCGCCCUCCGACCCCUGCCAGCACUGCAGCUGCCUCCAUGGCAACGUGGCCUGCACCCCGGUUCUUUGUCCCCAGGCGUCCUGCCCCAGCCCCGUCCACAGGCCUGGCCAGUGCUGCCCACAGUGCCCAGUGUGCCAGCACGGAGGCCGUGAGUACCCUGAAGGCUCACAGUGGCUCUCCCCUUUGGACCCUUGUCAGCAGUGCUCCUGUGUGCACGGGGAAGCCUCGUGCACGUCGGUGCCCUGCGAAGACACCCUUUGCUCCCACCCGGCUCUGGGACCCGGGCAGUGUUGCCCUCUCUGCCGUGACUGCCUCUUUGAAGGGGUGCGCUACGCCCACGGGGAUGCCUUUAAGCCAGAGUCUUGUCUCCAGUGCACCUGCCAGGAGGGGAAUGUCCGCUGUGAGAUGAUCCCAUGCCCCCCAACAACCUGCUCCCACCCGGUGACAGAGCCUGGGGUCUGUUGUCCCCGCUGCAAAGGCUGCGUACAUGAGGGCCGGGAGCAUGCUGAUGGCACCAGCUGGCUCUCCCCCUCCGUGCCCUGCAUGGCGUGCAUGUGUGUGGAGGGCGUUGCCACCUGCGCGGAGAUCGCCUGCGUUAGUUCCUGUGUCAAUCAGAUUGAAGUACCUGGGGAGUGCUGUCCGCUCUGUGCAGACUGCAGUUACGAGGGCCGUGUGUAUGGACCGGGUGAGAGUUUCCAGCCAGGACAGGACCCCUGUGAAAUCUGCACCUGUGAGCUGAUGUCCGAUGGCGAGCGACAUCUACACUGCUACCGCAAACAGUGCCCGAGCCUCUUGGACUGCCCCCGGGAACAGAUCCAGCCUCCUGGCCCCCAGCACUGCUGCCCAACCUGUGCGCAAGCUCUCAGUAACUGCACGUCCGGCCUGGUGGGCAAUGAGGUCCAUGCCACUGACGAGCCCUGCUAUACCUGCCAGUGCAAGGACCUGACCUGGGUUUGUGUGCACCAAGGAUGUCCACUGCUGAGUUGCCCCCCGGCGGAGCGCUUCAGUCCUCACGGGGCCUGCUGCCCAGUCUGUGAUGAGUGUGUGAUUGAAGCAGAAGGGCGGCGCGUGUCUGAUGGGGAGACCUGGAGGGACAGCACUGACAGUUGCGUUACCUGCUCAUGCAACCUGGGCCACGUUGAGUGCCACAUCCAGGAAUGCAUGCCCGUGGUGUGCCAAGAUGGGCUGAUGAAGGUGCAACUGCCCAGACACUGCUGCGCUGAGUGCCAAGACCCGGGCAAGACCUGCUCCCACCAAGACCAGACGUUCCAGUCCAAUGAGCACUGGCAGGUGGACGAAUGCACGACCUGCACCUGCGUGUCUGGAGAGGUGCACUGCCGGAAUGAGCGCUGUCCCCCCACUGCCUGCGCUGCUGAUGAGACCCCCGCCUUGAUCCCUGGCAUGUGCUGCCCACACUGUGUCCCGCGUCCUGCCACCUGCGUGGCCUUUGGCGACCCACACUACCGCACUUUUGACGGCAAGAUGGUCCACUUCCAGGGCAGCUGCACCUACAUCCUAGCCCAGGACUGUGACAGGGGAGACUUCAGCAUUCACGUGACCAACGAGGACCGGGGGCGGACGGGUGUCUCCUGGACCAAGGAAGUGACCGUGUUGAUUGGCGACAGCACCGUGCAGCUGCUCCAGGAGCGGGUCGUCAUGGUGGACUCCCAGACUGUGACCCUCCCCUUCCUGAAAGAGCCACACCUCUACAUCGAGCUCAAGGCCAGCACCCUCCUGCUGAACACCAACAUCGGCGUCAAGGUGCUCUGGAACGGCCGCUCCCACUUGGAGGUCAGCGUGCCCGGCACCUACAAAGGCCACACUUGUGGGCUGUGCGGCAACUUCAACAACUACCCCCAGGACGACCUGCGGCUUCGGUUGGGGCACCUGACUUUAUCAGAGGCCGCUUUUGGCAACAGCUGGAAGGUGGUCGAUGCCAACGCCACAGGACAAGGCCGCUGUGCCGAUGGGACGGACGUGGACCCCUGCAAGGAGUCGGGCUAUCGUUCCCGCAAAGAGGCCAACGCUCGCUGCAAAGUGCUCAAGUCGCCCCCCUUUGACCGCUGCCACGCCGCCGUCCCCCCAGAGCCCUUCUUUGCCUCCUGCGUCUACGACCUCUGUGCCUGUGGGGCUGCUGGGAGCGACGACUGCCUCUGUGAGGCCUUAGAGGCCUACGCAGCCCAGUGCCACCGGGCCGGGCUGGUGCUCCAGUGGCGCUCACCUACGCUCUGCGCCGUGGGCUGCCCCCAGGACCGAGGCUACGUCUUUGAUGAGUGUGGGCCCCCCUGCCCCAAGACUUGCUUCAACCACGCCAUGCCGCUGGGCGUCCUGGAAUCCCACUGCUUUAAGCCAUGCGUGCCAGGGUGCCAGUGCCCCGCAGGGCUGGUGGAACACGAGGCGCACUGCAUCCUGCCCGAGGCCUGUCCUCGCAUCAUCUAUGGAACUCUCUGAGCCAGGGUGAACUGGGUCAUCUCUAGGGAACUUUGGAGGAGUGGGGGGUGCUUCCCAGCUGUUGUGGAGGAAGAACUUUUGGCAGCCAGAGUGAACUUCUGUACCCUUCAGAGGACAUCAGUAGCCCUUCGGACAGUGUGCUGAGCCAGGGCAAAAUCUUCUCUCUGCCACGAGAAUGUCGGCUUUCAUUUUAAACAUGUGACUCUAGCCCUCGUGAUUGAGGAGGAAAAGGCUGGGAAUGACUUCCUUCUGUGCCUCUCCCCCCACCCCACAAAAAGGUGUUCCCAAACCUAACUGAAAGCUUGAAUUGUGAAACCAGAAUAAAUUAUGCA